Rhododendron vialii is the source of this 1404-nucleotide messenger RNA. RefSeq names its product chloroplast envelope quinone oxidoreductase homolog. The transcript is spliced from 4 exons. Gene Ontology annotation, molecular function: oxidoreductase activity. Bases 95 to 1084 code for a protein of 329 amino acids. NCBI's taxonomy places the organism in Eukaryota, Viridiplantae, Streptophyta, Magnoliopsida, Ericales, Ericaceae. The record is from RefSeq and is a predicted model, not a curated record.
UCGUACACACUCCACUGUUGUCGCUGCUAAAUUCUCUCUCUCUCUCUCAAAUAUACUCUCGCACGUUGUCUCUAAACAUUUGCAAUUUCCAUUGAUGGCCGGGAAGCGGAUGCACGCGGUUCAGUACAACUGCUACGGAGGAGGACCCGCUGGUCUCACGCAUGUCGAGGUUACUGCUCGUAACCCAAAAAAGGACGAGGUGUUGAUAAAAGUGGAAGCAGCUAGUUUGAAUCCGGUUGAUUGGAAAAUGCAGAAAGGCGCGCUGAGUCCGAUUUUACCUUCCAAAUUUCCUUACAUACCUCUAACUGAUGUGGCAGGAGAAGUAGUGGAGGUUGGAUUUGGAGUCAAGAAAUUUAAACCUGGUGACAAAGUUGUAGCCUAUCUUAGUCCUUUUAGGGGAGGUGGUCUUGCUGAGUUUGCUGUGGCCAAGGAGAAUCUGACAGUUCCAAGGCCUCCCGAGGUAUCAGCAGCAGAAACCGCGGGCCUACCUGUUGCUGGCCUAACGGCCCACCAGGCCCUUACCCGGUCGGCUGGGGUCAAGCUUGAUGGAAGUGGACCACGGAAAAAUCUUCUGAUCACGGCUGCCUCCGGUGGAGUAGGCCACUAUGCAGUUCAACUAGCAAAGUUAGGAAACACGCAUGUGACGGCCACUUGUGGGGCCCGCAACUUGGAUUUUGUGAAGGGCUUGGGGGCUGAUGAGGUAUUGGACUACAAAACACCUGAUGGGGCAGCUCUGAAAAGCCCAUCCGGCCAGAAAUAUGAUGCUGUUAUCCACUGUGCCACGGGCACUCCUUUCUCUGCUUUCAAGCCUAAUCUAAGCCCGACUGGGAAGGUGAUAGAUCUGACUCCAAGUUUUGGUUCUUUCAUGACUUUCGCCAUGAAGAAACUGAUAUGCUCUAAGAAGCAGCUGGUGCCGUUUUUUGUAGUUCCGAAAGGUGAGAACCUUGAUUAUCUUGUGCAGUUGGUGAAGGAAGGGAAGCUUAAGACGGUUAUAGACUCGAAGCAUCCUUUGAGUGAGGCUGAAGAAGCUUGGGCGAAGAGCAUUGACGGUCAUGCCACCGGGAAAAUCAUUGUGGAGCCUUGAAAAUAUCGUUUGUGGAAUCAUUCAGGUUACUUCUAUGUAAAUUAAUUAAAGAGGGUAUGCAUGUGAUCUGUUAGACAGGUACUAGGUGCUGCAUAAAGGUCGGGUGUUUGGUGAUGCGUUCUUCUGCAUUGUAAUGUUUCGGAUACAGUAGACAUGGUGUUUUCAUGUAAAUGACAGUAGACAUGGUGUUCUUGGUCUCAUCAGGUUGCUAGGUUUGGUUGUGUUAGUCAAAUGCCGAUCGUUUGUUCUGUACGAAACUAUGUAUUCUGUGAAUGUGGUUGAUUCCCUGUUUAGUCAAAAGUAAUCACUAGGCUUGUUCA